Messenger RNA from Gymnodraco acuticeps, 1145 nucleotides. RefSeq lists its product as uncharacterized. The record is from RefSeq and is a predicted model, not a curated record. Bases 98 to 832 code for a protein of 244 amino acids. Lineage: Eukaryota; Metazoa; Chordata; Actinopteri; Perciformes; Bathydraconidae. The transcript is spliced from 3 exons.
UGAUAGGGACCUGUGAUAUAUUGAUGAAGAGGAGGAUGAUAGGGGACCUGUGAUAUAUUGAUGAAGAGGAGGAUGAUAGGGGACCUGUGAUAUAUUGAUGAAGAGGAAGAUGAUGAUAGGGACCUGUGAUAUAGUGAUGAAGAGGAGGAUGAUGAUAGGGACCUGUGAUAUAGUGAUGAAGAGGAGGAUCAUGAUAGGGACCUGUGAUUUAGUGAUGAGGAGGAAGAUGAUGAUAGGGACCUGUGAUAUACUGAUGAAGAGGAGGAUGAUAGGGACCUGUGAUAUAGUGAUGAAGAGGAGGAUGAUGAUAGGGACCUGUGAUAUAUUGAUGAAGAGGAAGAUGAUGAUAGGGACCUGUGAUAUAGUGAUGAAGAGGAGGAUCAUGAUAGGGACCUGUGAUUUAGUGAUGAAGAGGAAGAUGAUGAUAGGGACCUGUGAUAUACUGAUGAAGAGGAGGAUGAUAGGGACCUGUGAUAUAUUGAUGAAGAGGAGGAUGAUAGGGACCUGUGAUAUAUUGAUGAAGAGGAGGAUGAUAGGGACCUGUGAUAUACUGAUGAAGAGGAGGAUGAUGAUAGGGACCUGUGAUAUAUUGAUGAAGAGGAUAAUAGGAACCUGUGAUAUAGUGAUGAAGAGGAAGAUGAUGAUAGGGACCUGUGAUAUAUUGAUGAAGAGGAUGAUAGGGACCUGUGAUAUAUUGAUGAAGAGGAUGAUAGGGACCUGUGAUAUAGUGAUGAAGAGGAGGAUAGGAACCUGUGAUAUAGUGAUGAAGAGGAAGAUGAUGAUAGGGACCUGUGAUAUAUUGAUGAAGAGGAGGAUGAUAGGGGACCUGUGAUAUAUUGAUGAAGAGGAUGAUAGGGGACCUGUGAUAUAUUGAUGAAGAGGAGGAUGAUGAUAGGGACCUGUGAUAUAGUGAUGAAGAUGAUAGGGACCUGUGAUAUAUUGAUGGAGAGGAAGAUGAUGAUAGGGACCUGUGAUAUAGUGAUGAAGAGGAGGAUGAUGAUAGGGACCUGUGAUAUACUGAUGAAGAGGAAGAUGAUGAUAGGAACCUGUGAUAUAGUGAUGAAGAUGAUGAUAGGGACCUGUGAUAUAGUGAUGAAGAGGAGGAGGAGGAUGAUAGGGACCUGUCAUGAUGAAGAUGGAUGUGU